This is a messenger RNA of Trichoderma virens Gv29-8, 1506 nucleotides long. RefSeq lists its product as uncharacterized. Gene Ontology annotation, molecular function: transmembrane transporter activity. Gene Ontology annotation, biological process: transmembrane transport. Bases 1 to 1506 code for a protein of 501 amino acids. The transcript is spliced from 3 exons. Lineage: Eukaryota; Fungi; Ascomycota; Sordariomycetes; Hypocreales; Hypocreaceae. The record is from RefSeq and is a predicted model, not a curated record.
AUGUCUACAGACAAGGCGGAGGCAUCUGCUGCUGAAGAUCGCUCACAGAAUAGCGGCACCGCUAAACAUGAGGAAGAAGCUCCUGGACCACUGAAGCUGGACCCUCGCGGUAUUCCUUUGUCGCCACAGCCCACAGACGACCCGAAAGACCCGCUCAAUUGGAAUCGUUGGUUGAAGCUGAUGGUUCUCACCGAGGUCUCCAUUUUUUCGUUUCUUGCUUUGUUCAGUGCCUCUUUAAUUACGCCAGCUUUUGUUCCUCUAUCAUUGUUUCUCCACCGCGACUUAGUUACAACUGCCUAUGUGACAAGCACAUUUAUCUUGCUGGGUGGUAUCUCCGCCAUUUUUUGGAAUCCAAUCGCGAAUGUUUAUGGGCGCCGGCCAGUAUACAUCGGCACUGUCGCCGUCGCUGCGGCCAUGUGCGGUGCCUCCGGAGCGGCUAAAAACUACGGGACUCUCAUAGCUCUCCGAUGCCUCAACGGUUUCUUUGGUGGUGUGCCGCUAGGUUUGGGAAGUGCCACUGUUUGUGACAUGUAUUUCGCCCACGAAAGAGGCGUCUAUAUGGGUAUCUAUACUAUUAGUUUCCUGACAGGUGGUCACAUCGCGCCCCUCAUUGGAGGUUAUAUCGAGAAGAACUUGAGUUGGCACUGGUGCUUCUACGUCCCAGCCAUCAUCACGGGAGGCAUUCUCAUCAUCUUCGUCUUUACCGUUCCCGAAACACUGUACUCUCGUACUCCUGCGGCUCUUGCACGUCCGUCGCAAUCAUGGAUGUCGAAUAUGCUCAUGAAGAGACGGGCACAUCCCACGCGGCAGCUGCGCAUUGUGGACUUUUUUCGGCCAUUCCAGAUGAUGAUUUAUCCAAGUGUUGUGAUACCGACUUGGUGUUAUUCACUGUGCUUCGCCUACGGCAGCAUUUUGUUCAUUAUCACUAGCGCAAAUCUCUUUGGCAAAAUAUAUCACUUUCAACCUCAACAAACUGGUCUCUUACUGGGUAUUCCGAUUACGGUUGGCAGUCUUGUUGGAGAGCUGUUCGCUGGAGGCAUAUCAGACUGGAUCAGUGAAAAGCGGGCACUGAAUCGUGGAGGCGAGCGUAGCCCUGAAGAUCGACUCUUGGGAAUCAUCCCAUCGGCUCUACUAACACCUCUUGGCAUCAUUAUCGAGGGCGUUUGCCUCCAGAAUAAGACUCACUGGAUUGGAGUCGCCAUGGGAAUUGCCAUUGCAAGUUUUGGGCUGCAGGUUAUGACUACGGGAGUUUAUACAUACACAGCAGAAUGCUAUAAACCACAAUCUCCUGAACUCGGUUCGUUGAUCAAUUUUGGGAGGCAAGUGUACAGUUUCACCAUUGGAUUUUAUGCAAUCCCUUUUGCAAAUAUGAUUGGAAUCCAAGAUGCUUGGAUCACGCUGGCAAUGAUUACCUUUGCUUUCUUCUUGCCCCUCAUCCCGCUGUACUACAAGGGUGCAGAUUGGCGGAAACGCCUCGGCAAGCCAACUUUUCACCAGGAUCUGUAA